GGCUAAAGGUAAGCUCUGCUGCGACUAGUUAAGGGAAACUAUUAUUAACUAUCAUACUUUGGCUCCACCACUCUCCGUCCCUUGAACCGCGGAAUCGGGCCCGGGAAGUGUCAUUUUGGCCCACCCAACCCAGGAUGGAACCACCCAACUCUCGAAGCCUGGCUGAGAUAUCUUCUUACUACUAUUGGCUUUUACAAGCAAAACUAGCACCAUGUGGUGGAUGAUAAUAGGGAAGGGUUAUCUUUGCCCAGUGAGAUUACGUCGGCCGUUGUCCAAGCACUCAAUUGCUUUGCUUUUUUUUUUUUGUUUUUUCUUUUUCACUCCCACCCGUCGCCCGUUCCCGGCCCCGGAGGGGAAUCGAGUCCACUCCAUUAUUAUUAUUUUCUGGUUACCGGCCCCAUGUUCCGCUCUCUUGGCCCCAGUGAGCUGGAGCGAUCCCGCCGAUGUGAUGGGCCAAUCGGAUAGGCUCGAGGCUCUAAUGUUUCGAUGGACGAUGGAAUCGAUAUGAAGAACAGCCGCGUGGUCCUGCUAAACCAGUGUGCUGGGAAUUCAAUAUAGCCUCUAGGGGGCCAUUAGUUACUAGGGUUUUUCUCGACUAUUUGCUAUUAUGCCUUGAAGUCUGGAGGUGUUGAUAAUUGGGGGUUCUUUUUGGGCAAAUGCCUCUCUUAACUGCUGCCAUCGGACCACGUUCGAGGGGAGGGUCCACAGAUGGGAGUGAACCUUGCUGUUUGGGGGAUAGGAAUUCGAGGGAAAAGAAAAGUAUCUGCAAGUUGGAAGUUGAGACGAAUCGGCGAGACUGCUCACAUUUGAUUCAGCCUUGCCAUGUGCCGUCAAGACAAUCCAUUCCUUUCCUCGUAUUGGUUUGGAAAGGAUAUCAGUUUCUCGAACAGGGCCUGGCUGCGUGGGAUGUGGUAAAAAAAUAUAUAUUCCUCCUGCACAUGCCUUCACAUCUGCCUACGCGUUGAUGGCCCAUAAGGCUUCCAGUCAAGGAUCAUGACCCCAACAUCGAGUCUUUCACGAUUGUAUGAGAACGGCUGUAGGAGGAACGUAAAACAAUCAUCAAUCAGAUAUGAGGAUUUGGA
This is a messenger RNA of Blastomyces dermatitidis ER-3, 1082 nucleotides long. RefSeq lists its product as uncharacterized. Lineage: Eukaryota; Fungi; Ascomycota; Eurotiomycetes; Onygenales; Ajellomycetaceae. The transcript has 2 exons. The record is from RefSeq and is a predicted model, not a curated record. The coding region runs from base 657 to 965 and encodes 102 amino acids.